This is a messenger RNA of Nothoprocta perdicaria, 2742 nucleotides long. It is a transcript of the gene SGIP1, whose product is annotated as SH3 domain GRB2 like endophilin interacting protein 1. Gene Ontology annotation, biological process: clathrin-dependent endocytosis; clathrin coat assembly. The record is from RefSeq and is a predicted model, not a curated record. The transcript has 23 exons. Gene Ontology annotation, cellular component: clathrin-coated pit; plasma membrane; clathrin-coated vesicle. Lineage: Eukaryota; Metazoa; Chordata; Aves; Tinamiformes; Tinamidae. The coding region runs from base 130 to 2097 and encodes 655 amino acids.
UUUUUUAUUUGUUGCCGGCUUGCGUGUAGGGCCCAGGGGCUGGAUCUGCGCUGCCCGGCGUUUUUAUUAUUUUCAUUUUUUAUUUUUUCCCCAGGCUCCGUGGAAAGUGAGGAAUGCAAUUCUGCCACCAUGAUGGAAGGACUGAAGAAGCGCACCCGGAAGGCCUUCGGCAUACGCAAGAAAGAGAAGGACACUGACUCCACCGGGUCACCGGACAGAGAUGGAAUCAAGAAAAGCAACGGCGCGCCGAAUGGCUUCUACGCCGAGAUCGACUGGGACCGCUACAACUCGCCCGAGCUGGACGAGGAGGGCUACAGCAUCCGGCCRGAGGAACCGGGCUAUAUCCUUUACUGCCACCGCAGCUUCUUUAACGGCAGCCCACCCACCAAGGGAAAGCACUUCUACUCGUCCAGCGAGUCCGAGGAGGAGGAGGAGGCCCACAAGAAGUUCAACAUCAAGAUCAAGCCCUUGCAGGCCAAGGACGUCCUCAAGAGUGCGGCCACCGUGGAUGAGCUCAAGGCGUCGAUAGGCAACAUCGCGCUCUCGCCCUCGCCCGUGAGGAAAAGUCCGCGGCGCAGCCCGGGCACCAUCAAAAGGAACCUCUCCAGCGAGGAGAUCGCGCGGCCGCGACGUGCCACCCCGACGCCCACGCCGCCGCCGCCAGCGCCCGACCUCGCCGCCAGGAAGCUCGUGGAGGACCCGGCCGCGCUCGCCCCGCUCUUCGGGCCCCCGCUGGAGUCUGCCUUUGAGGAGCAGAAGCUGGAAGCUCCGCUGGAUCAGCCCGAGAUCUGGGGCUCAGCGCCAGCCGGGAGCUCUGGCACCGAGUCGCCCAAGCUGCCGCGGCCGUUCCCCACUGGAACGCCGCCGCCGCUCCCGCCGAAGAACGUGCCGGCGACGCCGCCGCGGACGGGCUCCCCGGUGCCGGCGGCCACAGGUGCCUCGUCGCCCGCGCGCCCCGCCACGCCGCUGGCCUGCGGCACGCCGCCGCCGCCGCCACCACGGCCCCCGUCGCGGCCCAAGCUGCCCCCCGGCAAGCCCGCCGUCACCGACGUGUCGAGGCCGUUCAGCCCCCCCAUGCACUCCUCCAGCCCGCCUCCGGUCGCCCCGCUCGCCCGCGCCGAGAGCACCUCGUCCAUCUCCUCCACCAACUCGCUGAGCGCAGCCACCACUCCCACCGUUGAGAAUGAGCAGCCCUCCCUCGUUUGGUUUGACAGAGGAAAGUUUUAUUUGACUUUCGAAGGCUCGUCGCGGGGCCCCAGCCCGCUCACCAUGGGGGCGCAGGACACGCUGCCCGUCGCCGCCGCCUUCACCGAGACCGUCAACGCCUACUUCAAAGGAGCCGACCCCAGCAAGUGCAUCGUGAAGAUCACGGGUGAGAUGGUGCUCUCCUUCCCGGCGGGCAUCACGCGGCACUUCGCCACCAACCCGACGCCCGCUGUGCUCACCUUCCGCGUGCUCAACUACGACCGGCUGGAGCACGUGCUGCCCAACCCGCAGCUCCUGUGCUGCGACACCGCGCCGGCCGCUGCCGGCACCAAGGAGUUCUGGGUGAACAUGCCCAACCUGAUGGCCCACCUCAAGAAGGUAUCGGAGCAGAAGCCCCAGGCCACCUACUACAACGUGGACAUGCUCAAGUACCAGGUGUCUGCCCAGGGUAUUCAGUCUACUCCAUUAAACCUUGCAGUGAGCUGGCGCUGUGACCCCGCAAGCACCGACCUCCGCAUUGACUACAAAUACAAUACAGAGGCAAUGACUACGCCCGUAGCUCUCAACAACGUGCAGUUCCUCGUCCCCGUCGACGGAGGGGUCACCAAGCUCCAAGCUGUGCUCCCGCCCGCUGUUUGGAACGCCGAGCAGCAGCGGAUCCUCUGGAAGAUCCCCGACAUCUCCCAGAAGUCGGAGAACGGAGGCGUGGGCUCGCUGCUGGCGCGCUUCCAGCUGGCGCAGGGCCCCAGCUCGCCGGCCGCGCUGGCGCUGCAGUUCACCAGCGAGGGCAGCACGCUGUCGGGCUGCGACAUCGAGCUGCUGGGCGCCGGCUACCGCUUCUCCCUCGUCAAGAAGAGGUUCGCGGCGGGGAAAUACCUGGCGGAUAACUAACAGCGCGGCACGGCACGGCGCCACCGCCCAGCCCGUCCUGCCCGGGGAGCGCCGGCCACGCGCAGCCGCUCUCCCUCCCCGCCGGGAAAAGCAACCACCGUCUUGACCCGUCCCGCAGUAUUUACUUCUAGGUGUAACAUUGUUAAUGGUUUUAACCUGUAAUUAUCGUAUUUGUAAGCGGUUCUCCUCCCGGUACGGCCGUAUCGCGGCAGUUAGGCACUCGAGUCGUAGCGUCCCCCCCGUUCAUGCCGUGGCUGUGACUCCCGCUGUGGUACCCACACCCCAUCGUAGUCCCGUGCGACGGCACCCGCUUGCAGAGCUAUGCGCGCUUGGUCUCUCGCUCUCCGCCCCGCGGUGCCCCGCCGUAGCGGGCGCCAGGUUUUCAGGUUUUCGGCCCCAUUUCGAGGUUCCUUGGCUUUGCUUYUUCUGCCUUUUUCCAUUUUUUCCUUUCUUUCCCUCUCCUCCCUGCUGCUUUGCAAGCCACGCGAGCCCCCUGAUCGCAGGGCUCRCGCUGCACCGGGAUGCGGGCCGGGUGCAUCCCUCUCUGCCCGGCCCCAGUUCUGAUUAACCUCAGGGCACACCAGCCUGUGGCACUGGCACUGGGAGCCCAGCGGUCCCAUGCCCUGGCGCUGCUCCGUGCAAGGA